CUGCUGGACUGGGACAUGGGGAACGAGUGCUUUCUGGCCUUCACGUCCACGCACCUGCCCUUAGCAGAGCAGAACCUUGCCAGAUAUAGACUCCGUAUAAUUGAGCCACCAAAACUACCUGUAGGGACAAAACCCAACCCUGAUAAAGAUGGUCCAGAUAUUGAGCCCAAUCUGUGGAUGUGGGUAAACUCCAACAUCGUGUUUCCCCCUGGAAGGCUGGAGGUCCCAGAACCUAGUAAGGGGGAGGAUCUGGCAAGCACAAUCCCCUGCCCUCAGACAGCUUCAAAAGAGGAAGACUUGGCCAACUGCUCAGAGGCCAAAAUCGUGGAGUCACUGCCACCUUCCUCCAGCAAGCAGUCUUUCCCUUGGAAGCAGUUUGCCUCGUCCCCCAGCAACUGGGAGCUCACAGAAGAGGAGGAGGCUAAGGACCAGGAUGACAGCUCCUCUGUGGCUCUCCCAUCCCCUCACAGAAGGGCCCCCCUCCAGAUUUGGAGGCUUCGGCAAGGCAACAGCCAGGAGGGGAGGCUCUGGUCCCGGCCCCCUCUCAAUUACUUCCACCUAAUUGCACUGGCAUUAAGAAACAGUUCCCCCUGUGGCCUCAACGUGCAGCAGAUCUACAGUUUCACUCGACAACAUUUCCCCUUUUUCCGGACGGCUCCGGAGGGCUGGAAGAAUACCAUCCGCCACAAUCUCUGUUUCCGAGACAGCUUUGAGAAAGUGCCAGUCAGCAUGCAGGGAGGUGCUAGCCCAUGGCCUCGAUCCUGCCUCUGGAAGUUGACGGAGGACGGACACCGCCGCUUUGAGGAGGAGGCCCGAGCCUUGGCCUCCACUCAGCUGGAAAGUAUCCAACAGUGCAUGAGCCAGCCAGAUGUGAUGCCCUUCCUCUUUGACCUUUAA
Pteronotus mesoamericanus is the source of this 897-nucleotide messenger RNA. RefSeq names its product forkhead box R1 (gene FOXR1). The coding region runs from base 16 to 897 and encodes 293 amino acids. The transcript has 6 exons. Gene Ontology annotation, cellular component: nucleus. Gene Ontology annotation, molecular function: sequence-specific double-stranded DNA binding; DNA-binding transcription factor activity. Gene Ontology annotation, biological process: regulation of DNA-templated transcription. The record is from RefSeq and is a predicted model, not a curated record. Lineage: Eukaryota; Metazoa; Chordata; Mammalia; Chiroptera; Mormoopidae.